CGCGACGCCGCGCGCUGUCCGGUCCUGCGCUGCCCGGCGGGAGAGGCUGGACCCCGCCUUCCUCCUCCCUACCGGUCCCCAUCCUUAAAGCGCGAGUCUGGACGCCCCGCCUGUGGGAGAGGGCGCCGGGAUCCGGACGGGGAGUAACCGGGGCAGGCCGGGGCCGGCCGAGGAGGUCCUGAGGCUACCGAGCUGCAGCGGCUGGCACACGAGCGCCUCGGCACUAACCGAGUGUUCGCGGGGGCUGUGAGGGGAGGGCCCCGGGCGCCAUUGCUGGCGGUGGGAGCGCCGACCGGUCUCAUCCCGCCCUCGGCUGCACUCCUCCUCCGGCUGGGAGGGGCCGUAGCUCGGGGCCGUCGCCAGCCCCUGGCCUGGGCUCGAUAAUCGAGGGCCUCGGCCGCUGUCCCGCAGCUCAGUCCAUCGCCCUUGCCGGGCAGCCCGGGCAGAGACCAUGUUUGACAAGACGCGGCUGCCGUACGUGGCCCUCGAUGUGCUCUGCGUGUUGCUGGCUUCCAUGCCUAUGGCUGUUCUAAAAUUGGGCCAAAUAUAUCCAUUUCAGAGAGGCUUUUUCUGUAAAGACAACAGCAUCAACUAUCCGUACCAUGACAGUACCGUCACAUCCACUGUCCUCAUCCUAGUAGGGGUUGGCUUGCCCAUUUCCUCUAUGAUUCUUGGAGAAACCCUGUCUGUUUACUGUAACCUUUUGCACUCAAAUUCCUUUAUCAGGAAUAACUACAUAGCCACUAUUUACAAAGCCAUUGGAACCUUUUUAUUUGGUGCAGCUGCUAGUCAGUCCCUGACUGACAUUGCCAAGUAUUCAAUAGGCAGACUGCGGCCUCACUUCUUGGAUGUUUGUGAUCCAGAUUGGUCAAAAAUCAACUGCAGCGAUGGUUACAUUGAAAACUACAUAUGUCGAGGGAAUGCAGAAAAAGUUAAGGAAGGCAGGUUGUCCUUCUACUCAGGCCACUCUUCGUUCUCCAUGUACUGCAUGCUGUUUGUGGCACUUUAUCUUCAAGCCAGGAUGAAGGGAGACUGGGCAAGACUCUUACGCCCCACACUGCAAUUUGGUCUUGUUGCCGUAUCCAUUUAUGUGGGCCUUUCUCGAGUUUCUGAUUACAAACACCACUGGAGUGAUGUGUUGACUGGACUCAUUCAGGGAGCUCUGGUUGCAGUAUUAGUUGCUGUAUAUGUAUCGGAUUUCUUCAAAGAAAGAACUUCUUUUAAAGAAAGAAAAGAGGAGGACUCUCACACAACUCUGCAUGAAACAUCAACAACGGGGAAUCACUAUCAGAGCAAUCACCAGCCUUGAAGGGCAGCGGGGUGCCCAGGUGAAGCUGGCCUGUUUUCUAAAGGAAAAGGAUUGCCACAUGGCAAGAGGAUGCAUCUUUCUUCCCAGUGUAUAAGCCUUUAAAGACUGCUACUGCUGCUAUGCCUCUUGGAUGCCCACUUUGUGUGUACAUAGUUACCUUUAACACAGUGGUUAUCUAAUAGCUCUAAAUUCAUUUAAAAAACUCCAAGCCUUCCACCAAAACAGUGCCCCACCUGUAUACAUUUUUAUUAAAAAAUGUAAUGCUUAUGUAUAAACAUGUAUGUAAUAUGCUUUCUAUGAAUGAUGUCUGAUUUAAAUACACAUAUUAAAAUGUAUGGGACAACCAAA
This is a messenger RNA of Cercocebus atys (sooty mangabey), 1657 nucleotides long. RefSeq names its product phosphatidic acid phosphatase type 2A (gene PLPP1). Gene Ontology annotation, molecular function: phosphatidate phosphatase activity. The transcript is spliced from 6 exons. Gene Ontology annotation, biological process: phospholipid metabolic process; phospholipid dephosphorylation; signal transduction. NCBI's taxonomy places the organism in Eukaryota, Metazoa, Chordata, Mammalia, Primates, Cercopithecidae. Bases 452 to 1309 code for a protein of 285 amino acids. The record is from RefSeq and is a predicted model, not a curated record.